Molecule: messenger RNA, 1856 nt
Organism: Musca domestica (house fly)
Lineage: Eukaryota; Metazoa; Arthropoda; Insecta; Diptera; Muscidae
Product: venom serine protease 34
Exons: 4
Coding region: 1-1848 (615 amino acids)
Biological process (GO): proteolysis
Molecular function (GO): serine-type endopeptidase activity
Source: RefSeq, a predicted model, not a curated record
AUGUCUUACCUUUUGAAGUGGUGCUCUUUGAUUUUGUGUUUCUUCCUCGUUCCAAUUUCGGCCCUGUUCGAGCAAUGCAAUCACCGCAUAAAUAUGAAAGCUGGCGAUAAGCUCUACAUUAAUUCACCCUAUUAUCCCGGGGAAUAUCCGAUUGGCACCUCGUGCCGUUACACGGUUGUGGCUCCCGAGGAUUAUGCAUUGAAAUUUAAGUGUGACAUCAAAAUGAAUACGUUCUCCUCCGCCACCCAGUGCCGCAAUGAAGUGUUCUAUUUCAAUAGCGAGGGAAGUGAACUGCUCAGCGGUUCCGAGUACUUCUGUGGACGGGGUCAAAUGGAGAGAACCAGUUUCCUGAAUCGUGCAGUGUUUUCCUAUAUUUCAACACCGCCAAACAAAAGGACUGUUGUCAAUGUCCUUAACGAAGCGGAGCAGUCGGAGAAAAUAAUGGAAACAAAAACUAGGAUAAAAACAACUAAAAAAACAAAAACAACAACAACAACGCCGAGAACGACCACUACAAAGAAAACAAAAACAAAAGCCAACACUUCGACGACGACAACAAAAAAGCCACUUCAAGUGACUACCCCAAGAAGAGUGGCAUCUAAGCCAACAACGACAAGAAGUCCUUUGUUGUCGAACACGUCUACUGUGACAAGGACGACCGAAGCACCAACAACUUCCUCAACAACUCCUUCACCCACCACCACCACCACCACGAGUGCGGUGGGUAAUUCCUUUGCCUAUGUGGUUGCCUUGUUGUCAAACAAAGUCGACACACAUACCUUCGAUGAAGCUUCCUUGGCAUCUUCAUCAUCGAUACCAACAACGGCAACAACAACAAGUGUCUUGAAUUUCAGCUACGAUAUCCUGCCGGCCAGCACGUGGCGUAAUGGCUCAAUCGACAUUCCUAAGAUUUCCUCAAAACGUGUGGCCAAAGUUAUUGUUGGUCAAGAUUACCAGUCAAGUGCCUUGGUGGCAACGCCGUCCCCACCUCCUGCCGCUGCUGUGCGUGUCCUCGAGGGAGGUGGGUCCUUUUCAUGUUUGGUCGAGGUUAUCCAACCACCCUGCGAUUGUGGCUGGGGUUCAACGACCAAAGUGGUGGGAGCAUCAGGUGUGGCCGGUCUCGAUGAGUUUCCUGCCAUGGCUGGAAUUUUGGUGAAAAAAACUCAGAAGAUUUUUUGCGGGGCAGCCAUAAUUCAUCAUCGUUAUUUACUAUCGGCUGCCCAUUGUUAUGUGACACCGGAGACGGGUCGAGCGGAGCUGUUGCAGGCGGUGGUGGGGGAGCAUGAUACAUCAACAGUGCUGGAGUCCACCUUCACCCGCUAUUAUGACAUAACCCACAUCAUUAUCCAUGAAUUUUUCCGCUCCACCUCAUCGCGGGUUCACAACGACAUUGCCUUGCUGAAGACCAGAACAUCGAUUGCCUACAAUCGUUUUGUGGGCCCUGCCUGCUUGCCAUUUCUGCCAGUCAUAGGUCCGGCUGGACAUCGUAAGGCUCCCGUACCCGGCCAUCGUGUGGAGACGGCCGGCUGGGGCACCACCUCUUUUGGCGGGGAACAAUCUUCGGUGCUCUUGAAAACCUCACUGGAUGUUAUAUCGCGGGAAAGCUGUCAAAAGCUGAUUCAUUACUUGCCGGCUGGAGCUUUUUGUACCUAUACACCGGGCCGAGAUACGUGUCAAUAUGAUUCUGGAGGUGCUCUCUAUUUACGCGGUGAACGUCUCUAUGCUGUGGGAAUUGUAAGCUAUGGCUUUGCCUGUGCCUCUAAUCAGCCCUCGGUAAAUACGAGAGUGGCCUCGCAUUUGAAAUGGAUUAGAACUAAGACAUUGGAUGCUCAAUAUUGUGUGAAAUGAGAGGGGAG